UCCCUUGUUCCGAAUUCUGUUCAUGUCGCUGAGAUUUUGCACUGGAAGGAGGUUUGCUCCAAGCUGCUGGAAGGCUUUGUGCUCAUUUGUUUAGACGUAAAAGAAAGUUAUUGUCACACAGUGGUGGAUACUGAUGUUUGAAUCCCCUCAUGUAACAAUGUCAACUUAUGUAGGACUCAUCGUCUUAGUAUUUUUCAGGGAUGCAUACGUGACAUCUCUGGAGUUGUGUCCUGUCUGGAACUACCUGGAAUUAAAGGAAGGAAGAGAUGACAACACUUUUACUUGUACUGGACUCACAGAUCAGCAAGAAGUCAGCUGGCUGAUUAACAACAUUGUGCUGAAAAAAUGUCCGCCAGUUCCACCAUCAUGUCACGAUUUAGCUUACGGAUAUUUCAACAUUAGCAGGACUUCAAACGAAUACUAUGAUAUUACUGUAUUAGCGACAAGAAUCUCUGAUCUCAGUAUCUUUUCGGAAAAUGUUACAUGUAAGACGAACACUGAAGCUAAACUGUGCCAACUGGACAUAAUCUAUCCUGCAGAGAACUCCACGUGCCACAUUGAGUUUAGUGAAGAGACAUGGACGGUGACAGGCUGGUGCAGUGUCCCCAAGCUCAAAUCUACAAGAUUUCUUGAUAAGUCCGGCUGCUACUUUCAUCAGACUUCUCAGACUGCCGGAACGACUGCAGAAGUGGGUUUUUAUAAAAUGAAUCUAAAGCCAAGUACACAGACUGGUUAUUACACAGGCACGUGUAACAUGACCUCUUACCUGCCUAGUGAGGGACGAUACAGCUACACAGUCAUCAUCAUGCCAGGGCAGGUCAACGUUUCCCCCACAUUCACUGGAAGCAAUGAAAUACGCCGGCCAAGCGGUAGUCUAACACACAACUGUCCCCAGUAUGUGACAGAAGGUGCUGACCUCACCUGCCAAUGUUCAGUCAGUGAUUUAGGCUCACCUCAGGGAAGACUGCAAUGGAACAUCACAGGCUCCAGCCAACUGUCACUAACGGGCCUAAAGAGAGAGCAGCAUGGAGAGAACUACGUGUGUAGUCUGAUGUGGAACAAGACAGUCCAGCAGUCACUGACCUACACACUUAUCGUCAUCUACAAACCCAGUAAAAUGAUCUUCAAGCUGAACAACAUUGCCAACAGCAUCGUGACGGUGGCUGAGAACACCACGGUGACCCUGUUGUGUCAGUCUGACGGUAGACCAGCGCCCAGUCUGACCAUCACUGACGUCACUAACGGUAACCGUGUCUUACAAAGCGAGUCGGCAGGAAACAUAACUCAAGCUGAUCAGAGACAACUCAGCUAUAAUAUCACGGCUGUUCAGUGCGAGGCGUCAGGUGAAUACAGGUGUGCAGCAAACAAUGGCGUGGGGCAAAUGUAUCAGUCACUCACUCUCUUUGUCAAAUGGCUUGGUUGCCUUGGGGUGACUACAGUCUCAAGGGCUUGGUUCUUGCCACCCUGGGUACGGGAGAAGUACCAUUUUGCCAUAAGGUGUUUUAGUUUCGCUGGUAAACCAAGAAACAAUGAUCCAAACUAUACAUCUCGGAAUAUUACCGAAGGUAAAAGUGCGAGUUUUGACUUCAUCGCUUACCCGACAUCUGUGAAUGUGACCAAAUAUUACCUGGGACAAGAUAUGAACACUGAAGGACCAGCCAUGGAGGGAGUAUUUAAAGUGACAUGCAGCGUCAGUUCUGUCUACACAUAUACAGUCACCUGUACAGUGAAUGUCAUUAAUGUCACCGCAGACACCUCUGGAUAUUAUAAACUGGUUGUUAGCAAUGAGCUGGGAAACACUUCCUUUAUAUUUGCGGCUUUACCUCGAAAUAUUACAGAAGAAUCGAUGCAAGUGACGUCUGGCGGCUUCCCUCCCGGUGCAAUUGCCGGUCUAGUUGCUGGCCUUGUUGUUAUCAUCGCGGUUGUCGCUAUAGUCGUCGUUUGUUUCUAUAGACAGAAAGGAGGAAGAAAAAACAGAAAUAUACCUGUAGCCAAACAGCAGAAAAAUUCCGACAACCAAGGGAAAGAUAUUCAGCUGACAGCAAAUACCAUCUAUGAAUCAAGUGACAAGCAACCACUGGCGUCGGAAGGAAGAGCUUGUCCUGAAAACCAUGGGGCAGUUCUCUCGAUGUCUCCUGUGACAGAAUCCGCUUACCAAAACUCUGCUUUCACAGAAGAAACUACAAAAAAAGGAAAAAUCAAGGGAAAGGGAGCGAAGGAAGCUAAACGUCGUAACGACGAAGGACUUCUCUAUACAACUGUCGUAUUUUCUAACUCACCCAGCGCGCAGCCUCAUCCACCACCAAAAUCAGAACCGACGGAAUAUGCUACCAUUAGACAGACUAGUGCUCAGUAACUAGUGCCCAGGCAGUGGUAAUUUCAAGAAUUGACAUUUGAGGUGUGCGUCCAAAUAACACGCACAGGAUAUCACGUCAUAUUAAAUACAGAAAAAAGUCUUAUAUGUUAUCUCUAAAGGUAAAUAUGCUUCAGCAAUUUCAGUACAGCCUGAAUAUUCAUAAUGUGACUAAUAUAUAUAUAAAAAAUCUAUCUUUGCCUGACGAUGUGUGUUAUAUGGAGCUGUUUUAUAAUAUUUGUGUUGUAUUAUACAAGUUACAGUUAAGGUGUCGAAUUUAUUAACAUAUUUAUUUUAUUAGCAUAAAUCCAAAAUUUACAAUGUCAAAUAAAUAUGAAAAGGUGUAUUUUAAUCUGCAAGAUUUUUUUAUGAAUUAAAUUCACUGACUAUUGCUCUCUCUCUAUAUAUAUAAUAAAGAUUAUAUUCAUAUUUCA
Messenger RNA from Pomacea canaliculata, 2787 nucleotides. RefSeq lists its product as uncharacterized. Lineage: Eukaryota; Metazoa; Mollusca; Gastropoda; Architaenioglossa; Ampullariidae. The transcript is spliced from 14 exons. Bases 134 to 2356 code for a protein of 740 amino acids. The record is from RefSeq and is a predicted model, not a curated record.